Molecule: messenger RNA, 786 nt
Organism: Biomphalaria glabrata
Lineage: Eukaryota; Metazoa; Mollusca; Gastropoda; Planorbidae
Product: myoglobin-like
Exons: 2
Coding region: 213-731 (172 amino acids)
Molecular function (GO): oxygen binding; heme binding
Source: RefSeq, a predicted model, not a curated record
AUUCUCUGAUACUUGCCCUGAACGCGGAAGUGCAAAGAAUGAAAGGAAAGGAAAAAACCGCUAUAAUUUAUAUUAUUUUUUCUGAUCAAUUAGUUUGCUCUGUUAGCUUAGAGACUAAAUCUAUUUCUGGUGUCUGACAAAAGACAAGUUUAAAGGUUCUGUAUUGUCCCCAAAACAGUUCUAUGGAGAUGGUGUAACAGAAAGUACUAACAAUGUUUUGUUGUAUGUCGCCUGAUAAAGAGAAGGAACCCACCAGACUAACAGACGACCAGAAACGUAUUAUCCAACAGGUGUGGUCUGAGGUCAGACACCAAAUUGAUGAAGUGGGCGUGGAAACGUUCCUUCGGUUUUUUAACACCCACCCAGAAGCCAUGGAUUCCUUUUUGGUGUUUAAGAACAUGGAGGUCGUAGACCUCGAGACAAAUGUCCAACUGAAAGAGCACGCGCUCAAAGUAACAAGCGUCGUAGACAAAUGCGUGGCCAGGAUCAACGACCCGAAAAGUUUCGAGACGAUUUGCCGUGACCAGGGGAUCAACCACGCUGGCCGCAUUGUGACAGACGAGUUCCAGCGCUCGCUUCGUGACAAAUAUAUUGAAGCCAUCAAAGCUCGAACGUCUGUCGCGUGGAGCGCUGAGCACCAAGAAGCCUGGGAGACGUUUUUUAAUAUCAUGCAGAGAGACAUGAUGAACUCCAUGAGACAUAUGAAUGCAUUAAGAGAUCGCAAAGAGUAAAGUUUCCAUUGUUUUGUCUUUAACAAAUAGAAUAAAAUCUCUAUUCUCUUUGAAA